Gossypium raimondii (Peruvian cotton) is the source of this 1242-nucleotide messenger RNA. RefSeq lists its product as uncharacterized. The record is from RefSeq and is a predicted model, not a curated record. NCBI's taxonomy places the organism in Eukaryota, Viridiplantae, Streptophyta, Magnoliopsida, Malvales, Malvaceae. The transcript has a single exon. The coding region runs from base 1 to 1242 and encodes 413 amino acids.
AUGACAUACAGAGAGUUAUAUCAGAAUUUGUUCGACGUACAUGUGGUAUCCCUAUUUUACUUAAAACCCGUGCAACCUUCGUUCCCAAAAUGGUAUGAUGCGAAUGCUCAAUGCGAGUACCACACAGGAAUAAUAGGACACUCAAUUGAUAACUGCACUGCAUUUAAAAAGUUGACUGAAAGGUUCAUCAAGAUAAGGAUUGUAAGGUUCGAUGAUCCAUCAGGACCUAAUGUGGUAAGAAAUCUGUUACCCAAGCAUUCAGACCAAGGGGUAAACGUGAUAAUUGAGAGUGGAGGAAAGAGAACCAAAACCAAUGUUGCGGAAGUAAUAACCCCACUAAAAUGGGUUUGGCAACAAAUGAUAGACGUGAGAUUAAUCAUUCAAGAUUCAAAAGGGAUGCCCAAACGAAUGAGGAGCUAUUGUGAGUUCCAAGUCGAAGAAGGUUAUGAAAUACAAGAGUGCGCUGAGUUUAAAGCUCUAAUGCAAAGUCUGAUGGAUAAAAAAGAAUUAAAAUUCUUUGAAGAUGUAAAGGGCUUGGAAGGAGGAGAUGUUUGCGCCUCAGAGGAAGGAUCAAUAAAUAAAGUCUACAAGGUCAAUCAACCAGUGGUGAUUAUUUCACGACCAAGAAGUAAUGAAGUGGGAUCACAAGCUGUGCCAAGAGUCAUAAUUCAGAAACUCGUGCAUUUCCCUUACAAAGAUAGCAAAAGGGUUCCGUGGAAUUAUGACUGCAACGUGAUGAUCCCAAGAGAAGAGAACUCGAUUGAUACUUUAGAAGAAGGCCAGAAUAUUAGUUUCUACAUGCGCAGUGGAAGGUGCUAUGACCCUACAAGUGCAAGAACCGAGCCCAUUAAAGGAAAAACCCUAAAAGUUGAACAUAAAAAAAAGAUAGCUAGACUUGAAUCACUUGUUAAUGAGCCAGUAACUGAGAACGAGGCUAAGGAAUUCUUAAAACUCUUGAAGCAUAGUGAGUAUAGUGUUGUAGAACAGCUACACAAACAACCAGCUCGCAUAUCAGUACUGCCAUUGCUCUUUAGCUUAGAGACACAUCGUAGCGCGUUGAUGAAGGUGUUAAACGAAACUUAUGUCGCUGAUGAUAUCUCUGUGAACAAGCUAGACCGUCUGGUUAGCAAUCUGAGUGCCAAUAAUUUUAUCUUUUUCAAUGACUAUGAAAUACCUCUAAGGGGCAUGGGAUCUACGAAGGCUCUACACAUCACUACCCACUACAAAGAUAUACAUUGCUAG